Molecule: messenger RNA, 1263 nt
Organism: Dicrocoelium dendriticum
Lineage: Eukaryota; Metazoa; Platyhelminthes; Trematoda; Plagiorchiida; Dicrocoeliidae
Source: the annotation of a GenBank genome assembly
AUGUACCUUUUUUAUUCUAGGUACCUUACCUAUUCAUUGAUCACUGGGAACGAGAUGGGAAAAACAAAGCCCAAGAAGACGGACACUAAGUUGGCUUUGAAAGCUGGUGGGAUCAAAUUCUUGAAGGACAAGGGCCAACAUGUUUUAAAAAACCCUCUGAUCAUUCGCACAAUGAUUGAAAAGGCGGGUGUGAAAAACACCGACGUCGUUUUGGAAAUUGGCGCAGGCACUGGUAAUCUUACAUCAAGGCUUAUCGAAAGGGCACAAAAGGUGUAUGCUUUCGAAAUUGACCCGCGAAUGAUAGCCGAAUUGCACAAGCGCAUACGCAGCUCGGCGGAUCGUGGAAAAUUGGAAAUUCUGGUUGGGGAUGCCGUGAAAGCUCAGAUUUGGCCUAAGUUCGACGUCUGUGUUUCGAAUCUGCCGUAUCAGAUAUCUUCACCGUUUAUUAAACGACUCAUUCAAGCCAGUCGCGGUUAUCGAUGCGCCGUUGUUAUGCUCCAGAAGGAAUUUGCUGAUCGGUUGGUCGCCCGGCCUGGGGACAAAUUAUACUGCCGGCUUUCAGCCGCAGUUCAGUUUCAAUGCAAAGUUGCUUUGCUUAUGCGAAUCAGCAAAAACAGCUUCCGACCUCCUCCGAGGGUUGAUUCCGCUGUGGUUCGCAUCGAACCUCGACACCCAACACCCCCCAUCUCCUACUCCGAGUGGGAUGGUCUGCUUCGUCUGGUGUUUGCCCGAAAAAACAAAACAGUGUCGGCUAAUUUUUCUUACAAAGCCGUCGCUGAAUUGCUACGCAAACACUAUUUGGAGUCUUGUCGAAUGGACAAUCGCAGUCCGGAUCCAAUUUCCAUCUCUUCCGACACCGAUGGAGUAGCUGCUAUGGGGCAGAAAAUACACGGAAUAUUGCAAGCAUCUGGAUUUGGUUCGCAGAGAGCUCGUGUAAUGGAUGAAGACGACUUGCUUCGUUUGUUGCUAGCCUUUAAGCGGGAGGGAAUUCGCUUUGGCUGACUUUGUGUAGAAAUUACUUCCACUGUAUAUAUCGGUAUUGUGAGCAAUUGUAUUGUUCUACUUAAAUUAAUAAGUGAAUGAUAUACUUCUGAGCUGUGCGAGAUACAGUCCAACUAGGUGGUUUCAUCACUUUGUGCAGCAGUAACGCAUGAGACAGAUACUUGUUCGAGUUGUUCAAAGCGGUCAUCAAGUGAGUUUUCAGAGUGGCCGAUUAGUUAAAUGUAUGAGGACGACACAGAAGAUGAUAGUAAGAAUAAAUAG